AUGGAGAAGAAGAUCACCGAAAAGAUCGCGGCGUUGCCGCCAGAUGCCAGCUACUUUUCUUUGGAGUUCUUCCCUCCAAAGACCCGGAUGGGCUUUGCAAACCUGUCCGCGCGUCUGGAGCGGAUGGCUCAGGCACUUCGUCCGCUGUUCGUGACUGUUACUUGGGGUGCCGGUGGUAGCACAGCGGCCAGAUCCCUCGAGCUGGCGGAAGUAUGCCAGCGGCAACUACAACUGACGACCGUCCUUCAUCUGACAUGUACCAACAUGAGCCGCAAACUGGUGGAUAUGGCGCUGGAUGAAGCGAAGGUUCUAGGUAUCCGCAACAUUUUGGCUCUGCGUGGAGACCCGCCCCGCAGCGAGGAAUACAACAUGCAUGGAGAGGAUGACAGCAACAAAGAUUUCACAUUUGCGAUUGAUCUAGUGCGGUAUAUUCGCCAGACACAUGGCGACUACUUCUGUGUUGGUGUUGCUGCAUACCCAGAGGGCCACCCUGUGGACUCGUUCCAGGAUGUUCGGGAUCCAGCCAGAGAUAUUCCUCACCUGGUUGAGAAGACGCUAGCUGGGGCAGACUUCAUCAUGACUCAACUGACCUACGACAUCGAGGCGUACCAGAAGUUUGAGGAUAUGCUCCGCAACCAUGAAUCGGGCGCUUUCAAGACCAUCCCCAUCAUCCCCGGCUUGAUGCCAAUUCACAGCUAUAAGAUCUUGACUCGGGUGACAAAGCUCAGCCAUGUCACAAUCCCGCCUCCCAUUGCGAAGCAAAUGGAAGAACUGAAGCACGAUGACGAUGCUGUCAAGCGCGCAGGUGUCGACAUUGUAAGCGAAAUCGUGGGCGGUAUGAAAGAAAUCCGCUCCCCUGGCCCGCGUGGAUUCCAUUUCUAUACCUUGAACUUGGAAAAGACGGUAUCAUUCCUUUUGGAACAAUGUGACUUGAUCCCCGCUUACUCGGAGGCCGGUGAUAUUGCCAUCGAGGAUGAUCCUGCCUCAAUUCCACUCGACUUCCCUGGACGUAUGCGAAGACGUCGUGCGUCUUCUAUCAACUCGCAGCCCCACAACCGUGUCAUCGUGGACAAACUAUCAGUACACGAGUCGUCACAAAAUUCCGUUCAUGAGGCCCGCGCAGACAGCGCAGGUAUGCCGGCACUACCGCCGAACCGAAGCACCACUCUCCUCAUUUCCGAGGGUCUUGGUGCGCUUGGUCGAGAGGCAACAUGGGAUGAUUUCCCCAACGGACGAUGGGGUGAUGCCCGCUCACCUGCUUUCGGUGAGAUUGACGGUUAUGGUCCCUCACUUCAUGUGACUGCCAACACUGCCCGUAGACUCUGGGGUCACCCAGUGGACGCUAAGGACAUGAGCGCCAUCUUCCGGCGCCACGUAUCAGGAGAGCUGCACAUGGUUCCGUGGUCAGAGGGAGGUGCCGAGGAAGACGGUGAAGGUCUGAACGCCGAGACCGAGUUGAUCCGACCGGAGCUGCUGAAGCUCAUUGACGGCCGUGGCUGGUGGACACUGGCCUCACAGCCCGCAGUGAACGGUGUACACAAUGACCACCCCAUCUUCGGCUGGGGUCCCCAACGAGAGGGAUUCGUCUUCCAGAAGCCAUUUGUGGAAUUCUUUUGCUCAAACAACGACUACACCAACAUCCUGAAGCCGAUGUUCGCGAAGCACGGCCACGAUAAGCUGACCUGGUUCGCUACUAACAUCAAGGGGGAUUUCGAAUCAUCUCUCCCCACUCAGCCUGCUGACAUGGAACUCGAUGAUCUCGGUUCCAACCCCGAGAGCGUCAAUGCUGUCACCUGGGGUGUCUUCCGUGGCAAGGAGAUUGUCACCCCAACCAUUAUCGAGGAAGUCAGUUUCCGUGCUUGGGGCGAGGAGGCCUUCCGAAUCUGGGACGAAUGGCGUCGCAUCUACCCCCGCGGGUCUCCCAGUGAAACCUUCCUCGACACAACCAAGAAUGACUCCUGGCUGAUCUGCGUUGUCGGCCAGCAGUUCGGUGCCGGCACCAAGCGCGGUUCCAAGGAAGAGGAAGAUGAGGUCAAGUGGAUGUGGCGAGUUCUGGCUGGCGAGGAGGCUUAA
Messenger RNA from Penicillium paradoxum, 2073 nucleotides. RefSeq names its product methylenetetrahydrofolate reductase (NAD(P)H) MET12. NCBI's taxonomy places the organism in Eukaryota, Fungi, Ascomycota, Eurotiomycetes, Eurotiales, Aspergillaceae. The coding region runs from base 1 to 2073 and encodes 690 amino acids. Gene Ontology annotation, cellular component: cytosol. The record is from RefSeq and is a predicted model, not a curated record. Gene Ontology annotation, molecular function: FAD binding; methylenetetrahydrofolate reductase [NAD(P)H] activity. Gene Ontology annotation, biological process: tetrahydrofolate interconversion. The transcript is spliced from 2 exons.